CUAUUUUGAGAUUUUAAAAUCUACAAAAUAAUGUAUAAACAGUUCAUAGUCUCCUGUCUAGUGAUUGCUUUGCAAAUAGUCAAAGCACAACAACAACAGUAUACUACACCAGUGCCAAUUCUAAAACAGAUCGAUAGACAAAAUUCCGAUGGUUCUUACACGUACGGAUAUGAAGCGGCAGAUAAAAGUUUUAAAAUUGAAACGAAAUAUCCCAAUGGGGAGGUGUAUGGUAAAUAUGGCUAUGUCGACGAUCAGGGGAAUGUACGAGAAAUAGAGUAUGGAGCCACAAAAAGAGGUUUUGAGCCGGCAGGCAGUGAUAUAAAUGUCCCACCACCUACUUUAACCAAUAGUAAGGCUACACCUUUGGGUCCCAAUGAAAUAGACGAUGGCCAGUAUCGUGAAAAUCCUGCCGAUUAUUAUAAAGGUCAAAAGUAUAAUCGUCCUGUUGCGGCCAGUAAAUUCUCUUUAGAUAACUAUCAGCAGCCCAGACCCCAACCAGCCUAUAACCCAGCUCCCGCCUACAAUCCACCUUCUGCGUUUAAUCAUGCACCUGCUUUUCGACCUCAAGCACCAGCUCCCGCUCCUCAACCCCAAUAUUAUAAUCCACCACCACCACAGCCCCACUAUCAACCCAAUUACUAUCAACAACCUCAAGCACCACGACCUCAAUACAAUCCCUAUAAUCCCAGCAGUUCACCCAGUCACUUCCAUCCGGCCGUUAAAAGUCUUGAUAUUUGGAGUGGUUCUUAUAGUUUGGAUUAUACGGGUAGAAAGUAGAACUAAUGGAGCACUAUUAAGCUCCAGCAGUUGUUGAAGAUGUGUCAAGAGAGUUUAGUUAUUUUAAGUGCAUAAGAAAUUAAAAAAAAACUUGUUAGAAGUAUAGAAUAUCCCUAGAUUGUCACCAUUUAAGACUAAAUGUUAAAAGUUAUAACAUCACUUUUUGUUUAUGUAUGUGUAAAUAACGAUAUUAGAUAUAUAAAUAAAAAUAUAAAAUUUUUCUUA
Molecule: messenger RNA, 1002 nt
Organism: Lucilia cuprina (Australian sheep blowfly)
Lineage: Eukaryota; Metazoa; Arthropoda; Insecta; Diptera; Calliphoridae
Gene: Cpr97Eb
Product: extensin
Exons: 4
Coding region: 31-777 (248 amino acids)
Cellular component (GO): chitin-based extracellular matrix
Molecular function (GO): structural constituent of chitin-based larval cuticle
Source: RefSeq, a predicted model, not a curated record